GGGGCUCCAAAGCAGGCACAGUCCAGCUGGGGCACAGAAUGAGUUUAUAUUCCCCAUGCACACGUUCCCUCCCUCAUCUUCCCAUUGGUUGGGUGCUGCAAGGUUUUCCUUCCCCCAAUUAUCAAAUAACAGACAAGAGGCUGAACGUGGAGAGAAACUUCUCCUUCCUCCUCUGAGUUGCCUCCACUUAUAGCUUCACCAGCAGAGAUAAUCUCCGGACUUGCAAAGGAGGGAGGGAAGGAGGCCGGAAGUGGGGCUGCAUCCUGCGGAAGCGGAGGAGGGGCUUCUUCCAAAUCAAGCCUCCUAAUUAAGCGCCCUCACGCCCUGCCUCCCACGCGGGGGCUCCCAUUCCCGCCCCCGCUGCCCAGGAUGUCGGGAAGCUGCAACUUGCUCUGGAUUCUGCGCUCCUCAGGAAGCUGAACCUGCAAACCUAGCUGAGACUGAACCUGCAACCCUGGCCAGGAUGGAAGGAGGAAGAUGGACGGUUGACCUGGUCAGGCUCUCUCCCACAUCCCUUCCCACAACCUCUGAGCAUUCCCUCCCAGGACCCUUGGAGAAAUCUGGUGAGGAAGAUGAUGGCCAGAAUUCUAUGGAGCCAUCUGUGAAUUCAUUGGGGAGAUCAAAGAAACAGUUUAAAUGCAUGGAAUGUGGGAUGUGCUUUAGUCACAGUGGAAGACUGAGGACACAUCAACGAAUUCACAUAGAGGAGAAACCAUUUAAAUGUACUGACUAUCAAAAGAGAUUCAGGGACAAUGGAACACUUAGAAAACAUCAACGAACUCACACAGGGGAUAAACCAUUUGAAUGUAUUGAAUGUGGAAAGUGCUUCAGUCGAAAUGGAAAGUUUAGAAGACAUCAACGAACUCACACGGGGGAGAAACCAUUUGAAUGUAUUGAAUGUGGAAAGAGCUUCAAUGAAAGUGGAAACCUUAGACAACAUCAACAAACUCACAUGGGGGAGACACCAUUUAAAUGUAUGGAAUGUGGAAAGUGCUUCAGUCAAAAUGGAACACUUAGAAUACACCAACGAACUCACACAGGGGAGACACCAUUUAAAUGUAUUGAAUGUGGAAAGUGCUUCAGUAAAAAUGGAAACCUUAGAAAACACCAACGAACUCACACGGGGGAGAAACCAUUUAAAUGUAUUGAAUGUGGAAAGAGCUUCAGUCAAAAUGGAACACUUAGAAUACACCAACGAACUCACACAGGGGAGAAACCAUUUAAAUGUAUUGAAUGUGGAAAUAGCUUCAGUGGAAGUGGAGACCUUAGAAGACAUCAACGAACGCACACGGGGGAGACACCAUUUAAAUGUAUGGAAUGUGGAAAGUGCUUCAGUCAAAAUGGAACACUUAGAAUACACCAACGAACUCACACAGGGGAGACACCAUUUAAAUGUAUGGAAUGUGGAAAGUGCUUCAGUAAAAAUGGAAACCUUAGAAAACACCAACAAACUCACACGGGGGAGAAACCAUUUAAAUGUAUUGAAUGUGGAAAGAGCUUCAGUCGAAAUGGAACACUUAGAAUACACCAACAAACUCACACAGGGGAGAAACCAUUUAAAUGUAUAGAAUGUGGAAAGAGCUUCAGUCAAAAUGGAAACCUUAGAAAACACCAACAAACUCACACGGGGGAGAAACCAUUUAAAUGUAUUGAAUGUGGAAAGAGCUUCAGUCGAAAUGGAACAUUUAGAAUACACCAACAAACUCACACAGGGGAGAAACCAUUUAAAUGUAUUGAAUGUGGAAAUAGCUUCAGUAGAAGUGAACACCUUAGAAAACAUCAACGAACUCACAAGGGGGAUACUCCAUUUAAAUGUAUUGAAUGUGGAAAGUGCUUCAGUCAAAAUGGAACACUUAGAAUACACCAACGAACUCACACGGGGGAGAAACCAUUUAAAUGUAUAGAAUGUGGAAAGAGCUUCAGUGGAAGUGGAAACCUUAGAAGACAUCAACGAACUCACACGGGGGAGAAACCAUUUGAAUGUAUUGAAUGUGGAAAGAGCUUCAAUGAUAGUGGAAACCUUAGACAACAUCAACAAACUCACAUGGUGGAGACACCAUUUAAAUGUAUGGAAUGUGGAAAGUGCUUCAGUCAAAAUGGAAAACUUAGAAUACACCAACGAACUCACACAGGGGAGAAACCAUUUAAAUGUAUUGAAUGUGGAAAUAGCUUCAGUAGAAGUGAAAACCUUAGAAUACACCAACGAACUCACACGGGGGAGAAACCAUUUAAAUGUAUUGAAUGUGGAAAGUGCUUCAGUCAAAAUGGAAAACUUAGAAUACACCAACGAACUCACACGGGGGAGAAACCAUUUAAAUGUAUUGAAUGUGGAAAGUGCUUCAGUGGAAGUGGAAACCUUAGAAAACAUCAACGAACUCACAAGGGGGAGAAACCAUUUAAAUGUAUAUAAUGUGGAAAGUGCUUCAGUGGAAGUGGAAACCUUAGAAAACAUCAACGAACUCA
This is a messenger RNA of Podarcis raffonei (Aeolian wall lizard), 2463 nucleotides long. RefSeq names its product oocyte zinc finger protein XlCOF6-like. The transcript is spliced from 3 exons. Lineage: Eukaryota; Metazoa; Chordata; Lepidosauria; Squamata; Lacertidae. Gene Ontology annotation, biological process: regulation of cytokine production; regulation of immune system process; negative regulation of transcription by RNA polymerase II. The record is from RefSeq and is a predicted model, not a curated record. The coding region runs from base 464 to 2410 and encodes 648 amino acids.